AUGAGCGACCGGCAAGCUAAUUUCACGGCACUGCCGCCCGAGGUGAUCCAGGAUAUUGUUGUCUGGGCAUGCGGGGGGACAGUGGUCGGACCACCGACUGAGCUGGCUGCGAUGCUGGCUGUGUCGCGUCGGACGAAUAGUGCACUCAAGGUCGAGCAGAACCCGGGGCUCCAUGCACGCAUCUUUGACGUCAAAUUCGACUCUCGUGCACCGACUCGACGAUUCCAAGAGGCCGGACAGCCGCUGACUGCUUUGUCAUUCGCACACGAGCUGCGGCGACGGUGGAUCGGACUGAAGCGGAUCCGUGGAGUGUCGGGUGCGGGCAAGCUGAGUGUGUGCUCCGAGGAACAUGAACGGGAGGAUCAGUGGAUGAUCUACCUCAUGUUCCUCGAAUCAGACGGACGCAACUACCAGCAGCUCCACUGGGCCCGCGUCACCGGCUACGUACGCACCCUCAUCCGCGACAAGCUCAUGCCCUCCCCCAGGCCGGGCUACAUGCACGAAUCCACCUCUCGGGCGAUUGGUCUCUGGCUCAUGUGGUUUUUGACCGAAGUCUAUACAGUCGUGGCCGAGACCCAGCCCGAGACUGCGCAGAUGCAUACCAUACUCCGUCCCUGGGCACUGGCAUCGCACAAGUACGACACACUGUGUGCGCCAUAUACACACUGGAAUCUGCCCAGCCCAGACGAGCCCGACCUUGGGGAAGAUCCUGUUCUAGGCACGCACCACCAUUUUCUUGCCGAUCUCGAUCUGCGUAACCGUACGGAGAUCGUGAUGCACAUGGGCCGUCGUAUCUAUCUUGCCCCUCCCCGUGCCUCGGUCGCUGCCAUCAUGGCCUUCAUGGUCCGUCUCGAGCGCAAUGGCCCCAUCCCCGCACGCGACCACCCGUCUCCUCCCAUCCCCCCUCCGCCCCCCGGCCGCUUCCCCUCGACCAUCAGACCCGAUCACGCAGGCCUCACCAUCUAUCCACGCACCCGAUAUCCUGCCUUCUACGGCCCCGGAAGUCCCGAGUUCGACGGCCGUGUGAAUCGCAAGGGCAGUGCAGCCUACGAUUCCGAGUGGCGUCGCAUCGUCCAGUGUGGAAACCCAUUUGCGUCUCCCGCGUUCAGGUCACUGCCUACUUUUAGGCCCGGGGACCUCGCCGGUCAUUGGGAGGGCCGUUUUGUGGUGAGUAGCAUGGUCGGGAUUACCGUGGCCCGCUUUACCCACUCACCUCACGGUCUACGGACUCCGGUCAACCAGUUCCUUACCUUUGAUGCCUUCCGAGACAUGCUCGCCGGUGUCCUAGGCGCAGUCACAAACGGCCCCAUCGCUCAGCAACCCCACGUCUGGCGCAUUCACGAACACCACCUUGUCCAGAAACGUCGUCGCAUCCCCCUCGGUCGCGAUUCAGACUUGAUCACAGGCGAGCCCCUUCCCGUCGGCGCUGCACUCGAUGCAUACAUCCCUCGAGACGCCGACCGUUCAGAUCCCCGUCCUUCAAUUCAGCCUUCAGAAUUCGAGACUCGCCGUCUUGAGGUCCAGAUUCCAGACGAAACCCUCCCAUCAGGCUUCAAAUCUUACUACUAUACAACCCUCGACGGCCCCACUGACCUCCCGCCCACACACAUUCCGACCGCCGAGGUCCUGUCCCCUACUCCGCCCUUGAUCGAUAUGGACUUGUCCUCCGACUGGGGACAGCCCGCACCCCCAACAUUGGGAGACGGAGAUGACGAAUUCGAGGAGCAAAUCCUCGACACGCUCAUUACAGGCGAAGGCCACUCCUCUUGGGGUUCCUUCAAAUUGCGAGGAAGAAUCAGGGCUUGGGACGGGAUGAUAAUCCUCAUUAAAGAUUAUGAUGGUCCCAAUACCCAAGGCCGCGGUCGCUGGUUGUACAAGGGUUAUGUCGUGUCAGGUGGGAAUUGGGUCGGACGAUGGCGAGAUACGUUUACAUCGGAGCUGUUGAGCGGCUACGAGGGUGUGUUCAGUGUCACGAGGCGGUACUAG
This is a messenger RNA of Rhizoctonia solani, 1986 nucleotides long. Its product is annotated as mitochondrial 2-oxodicarboxylate carrier. Lineage: Eukaryota; Fungi; Basidiomycota; Agaricomycetes; Cantharellales; Ceratobasidiaceae. The transcript is spliced from 5 exons. The record is from RefSeq and is a predicted model, not a curated record. Bases 1 to 1986 code for a protein of 661 amino acids.